AAAGAAUGCAACUCUCAAUUGUUCAUGCGUGACAGUGAGCUAAAGUGCCUUGCCAAUGACCUGUUCUUCUUUGAGAGUCUCCCUUUAACAUUCUUUCCCAAAACCCGUGAUCUGUGCCUUUCCCCCAUCCCCAGGAUUCCCAGCAAGGGUAGUGAUCUGAGGAGAAAUUUAAUCUCUCACCUUUGUCCCCAGGCUUGGCAGCUCACAUGGAUAACAACUGUCUCCUAACAUUGGCCCAGGGACAUGUCUUUCCCUAAACAAACCAACCUCUCCUCACGUCCCCCACUCUGUACUUUCACUGACUAUGCGUUGGCAGAUUCUGCCAAGUUUUACCUGUAACUGGCUUCAUUUUCAAGUCAGAUGUUUGGCUGCUGCUCUGUCCCCUGCAACAAGGAGCCAUGCCAGCUGGACACACACUUCUUCCAGGGCCUCUGGCAGCCAGGACAGAGUUGAGACCACAGCUGUUGAGACCCUGAGCCCUGAGUCUGUGUUGCUCAAGAAGGGCCUCCCCCGGCAAUGACAUCCUCAUUGCUUCUGGCCUUUCUCCUCCUGGCUCCAACCACAGUGGCUACUCCCAGAGCUGGUGGUCAGUGUCCAGCAUGUGGAGGGCCCACCUUGGAACUGGAAAGCCAGCGGGAGCUGCUUCUUCAUCUGGCCAAGAGAAGCAUCUUGGACAAGCUGCACCUCAGCCAGCGCCCAACACUGAACCGCCCUGUGUCCAGAGCUGCUUUGAGGACUGCACUGCAGCGCCUCCAUGGGGUCCCACAGGGGGCACUUCCGGAGGACAACAGGGAACAGGAAUGUGAAAUCAUCAGCUUUGCCGAGACAGGCCUCUCCACCAUCAACAAGACUCGUCUUGAUUUUCACUUCUCCUCUGAUAGAACUGCUGGUGACAGGGAGGUCCAGCAGGCUAGUCUCAUGUUCUUUGUGCAGCUCCCUUCCAAUACCACUUGGACCUUGAAAGUGAGGGUCCUUGUGCUGGGUCCACAUAAUACCAACCUCACCUUGGCUACUCAGUACCUGCUAGAGGUGGAUGCCAGUGGCUGGCAUCAACUCCUCCUGGGGCCUGAAGCUCAAGCUGCCUACAGCCAGGGGCACCUGACCCUGGAGCUGGUACCUGAAGGCCAGGUAGCCCAGAGCUCAGUCAUCCUGGGUGGAGCUGCCCAUAGGCCUUUUGUGGCAGCCCGGGUGAGAGUUGGGGGCAAACACCGGAUUCACCGACGAGGCAUCAACUGCCAAGAAGGGUCCAGGAUGUGCUGUCGACAAGAGUUUUUUGUGGACUUCCGUGAGAUUGGCUGGCACGACUGGAUCAUCCAGCCUGAGGGCUACGCCAUGAACUUCUGCAUAGGGCAGUGCCCACUACAUGUAGCCGGCAUGCCUGGUAUUGCAGCCUCCUUUCACACUGCAGUGCUCAAUCUUCUCAAGGCCAACACAGCUGCAGGCACCACUGGAGGGGGCUCAUGCUGUGUACCCACAGCCCGGCGCCCCCUGUCUCUGCUCUACUAUGACAGGGACAGCAACAUUGUCAAGACUGACAUACCUGACAUGGUAGUAGAGGCCUGCGGGUGCAGUUAG
This is a messenger RNA of Chlorocebus sabaeus (green monkey), 1575 nucleotides long. RefSeq names its product inhibin subunit beta C (gene INHBC). Gene Ontology annotation, molecular function: growth factor activity; cytokine activity; hormone activity. Gene Ontology annotation, cellular component: extracellular region. Lineage: Eukaryota; Metazoa; Chordata; Mammalia; Primates; Cercopithecidae. The record is from RefSeq and is a predicted model, not a curated record.